Messenger RNA from Polypterus senegalus (gray bichir), 3208 nucleotides. RefSeq names its product butyrophilin subfamily 2 member A2-like. The coding region runs from base 198 to 1727 and encodes 509 amino acids. Gene Ontology annotation, molecular function: protein binding. NCBI's taxonomy places the organism in Eukaryota, Metazoa, Chordata, Cladistia, Polypteriformes, Polypteridae. The transcript is spliced from 10 exons. The record is from RefSeq and is a predicted model, not a curated record.
CGUAUGACAUUUUGUUAAUUUCAACAGCCUGAAGACCUCUGUUAAGGGUAAAUUCGAUUCCUGUGUUAGUUAUAUCUUCUAAAUCACAUCAGGCGGAGACGAAGUACUGUACUGACUUACGUUCACAUGGCUAGUCUCCGGUGUCUGCGCUUUGUGUUGAGCGUGGCUUGGCACAGCGACGUUUUCAGAUCAGGAAAAUGAGCAGAAUGACCAUGGUGUGGCUGUUUUUUUUACUAAUUAUAUGUUCACAAACAGUUGUCUUUGCGCAGAAAGGUAAAAGGAAGAUUUUUGGUUCAAGUCAGCCCAUCCAUUCUUUUCUUGGAGAGGAUGUGUUGCUUCCAUGCCAGAUUUAUGAAGCAGCGAGUGCUGUCAACAUGGAAGUGCGGUGGUACAAAGAGCGCUUUAACAGACCAGUUCACUUAUAUCAGUUUCAUAGGGACUGGCCUGAAAGGCAGGCACGAGAGUACAGAGGUCGCACUGAACUAUUCAGCAAAGAGCUACAACAUGGAAAUCUAUCGCUGAGAUUGGAAAAUGUCCAAAUACUGGACAGUGGAAUAUAUUCUUGCUUUGCAGAGGACAAAUCAUGGUACGAUGAAGGAAAGAUAGAACUAAUUGUUGGAGCACUUGGGACACAACCAACAAUCUUCUGGAUUCCACUGAAAAAUGAUUCAGACAUAUUGGGGUGCAGAUCAACAAUGUGGCAUCCAAAACCAGAAUUUGUCUGGAGGGACCAAGAUGGAAGAAACAUGCAAUACUUGAGAAACUUUACUGGCAAAGAGGAGGAGGAAGAGGACCGAGAUGGAUUUUUAACUGUGAACACUUAUAUUGCUAUAAAGAAAGAAUUUAAUGUCUAUUCGUGUUUGGUCAGAGGCAGAAUACAAAGUCAGGACUGGGAAUCCAAAAUGCACAUUUCCAAGGAAUUCUACCCUGGAGUGUCUUACUGGUUGCUGGUAGUCUUGUCAGUGUUGGUUUUAUUUCUAGCUGCAGUGCUGUAUAUCACCUUGGAAUGGAUAAAGAUGAAAAAACAAGAAAAAAAAUGUGACAACAGAGCCAAUUUCUAUCUUGCUUGUCAUCUCUCCAAGGAACUGGAUGAAGUGAGAUCUGUCCGCAAAUCAGAGUGGAAAUGGAUCAGCAAAUUUGCAGUGGAUAUCAUUUUGGAUCCUGACACAGCUCAUCCUAAAUUCAUCAUAUCAGAGGAUUGUAAAAGAAUGAGACGUGGGGAAGAAUGGAGAGAAGUUCCUGACAAUAGAGAAAGAUUUAAUGAGCGGCGUUGUGCUGUUGCAUCAGAAGGUUUCAUUUCAGGUCAAUGUUACUGGCAGGUGGAUAUGGGUGAGAACAGAGGCUGGGCUUUGGGAGUCAUUAAAGCCUCUGCAGAAAGAAAGGGUAAUCUGAAAAUGACUCCAGCCUUAGGUUACUGGGUUCUAUGGCAUGAAAACAAUUUAGUUAAAGCACUAACAGAAGAACGAACAGAGCUGUUUGUGACUAAGGUGCCAAAGAUAGUUGGUGUUUAUUUGGAUUAUGAAGAACGACAAGUUUCUUUUUAUAAUGCUGCAAUCAGGUCCCACAUCUAUACUUAUGUGGGUAUGGAUUUUGAUACAGAAGAGAAACUGUUCCCACUUUUCUACCUGUGGGACUGGAGAUCAGACCUUACCAUUUUUACAGUAAGUAGUGAACUUCAAGCAGAAGUUGCCCCGAUUAGAGAGGCAAUACAGACUGAUCAAUCCUAAUGUGGGGAAAGGGAAUGAAUUACUGUAUUAUAUUUUUUUCUAUGUAGAUAAAAGCCUUCUUUAUAGAUCCUUUUGCUGUUAAAUGAAAGCCCAGGAUAUAGUACAUUUGUAGCUUAACCUCCAUAGCAUUAGACCCAAGCAUCACUCAGGCUGUAAAAGCAGUGCUAAAAACGUUAGUCCCGAGUGUUAUUCAGGCAAUGGUAUAGACAUGUCUUACGUAACCAUUAGACCGGAGGAUUAUUUGAGCUGUAAAAUUGGCAAUAGCGUUAGUGCCAAGUGUAACUCGAGCAAUGGUAAAGGCAUGUUUUGCACAAGUGUCAGGCCCAAGUGUUACCCAGGCAACAGUGUAAAGGGGUCUUCUCGUAGCCUAAUAAUAGCAAGGCUGUAAUGCUAAGAAGGUUAAAUUGAUCUGGUUUCAUAUAAAACAGCAAAUAGAUUUCUGAUUACAGAUGUAUCAUACCGUGAUGUAAAAAAGUGUAUGUCCUCUUCCUGUGUUCCUUUCUGUACUUUAAACUUAAUGACACUAUGGAUGUUUUCAGGUCCUCAACUAAAUCUAAUAUUAGAUAAAGGUCAUAUAACAGUAUUUAUAACUUAUUUAAUUUAUCUAAUAAAGUUUUCAAACAAUGUAAAAAAAAUAAAUAAAGCAUAUACAUCCUUAUUAAGUCAUGUCAUUAGAAUGAAUAAUUAUAGUCAACUCCUUCAACACAGCCAGGCUGUUCAAUAUAAACCUCAGUUCUUUUGUCCCCUACCAUUAGAAUCAAGUUUCCUGCACAGAGAGUCAAACACAUAGCACUAUGUUCAGAGGAAAUUCCUAAAGUGAUCAGUUAACAGACUUGUUGAGAUUGUGUAUGUGGGUUUAGAAAUGGUUACAAAUCCAUUUAUAACUACCUGGGACUACAGCAAGCCGUGAAAAACACUUGAAACAGUAGUGACUCUUAACAGUAUGAUUUCUUCAUGGGCACAGGGCAGAUAUAACUACGAUAUCACAAAAGAGUAAUUAGAACUGCAAGCUUUGUUCAUAACUUUUCAAUUAGUAAGACACUGAGCUUAAAUGGACAUAAUUGGGGGUGUAGCAACUCAGAAGCCAUUGCUGACAAAGAAAAAUCUAAUUUGCCAGAAAGCACCUUGGUGAUCCUCAAGCUUUCUGGAUGAUAUAAGAACACAUCACGUCAAGUAUAAAGGGAAGAACAAUCGAAAGUAAACAUUUCAUAUGAUCGUUUGGAGAUUUUUUUUCACCUCAUUAUGUGUGUGGCUUUCAGUAGUUAAAGGAAUCCUGGGUUCUGGCCUGUGUUAGAAUUUCCAAAAUGUCCAGCCAUCCGAUCAUGAGUUGCCACUGAUCCUGAAGUGUAGCCUGGAUCAUGCAGCAAUGCAACAAUACAAAACCCAAAGUCAUGGCUGUAAAGAAUCAAAAUUAAAGUUUUACAUUGGUCAAAGUCCAAAACUACACCUUAUAGAGAUGCAAUGAAAAGAAAUUAAAUAAC